This is a messenger RNA of Oryza sativa Japonica Group (Japanese rice), 2145 nucleotides long. RefSeq names its product sphingosine kinase 1. Gene Ontology annotation, cellular component: cytoplasm; membrane; intracellular membrane-bounded organelle. Lineage: Eukaryota; Viridiplantae; Streptophyta; Magnoliopsida; Poales; Poaceae. Gene Ontology annotation, molecular function: lipid kinase activity. The record is from RefSeq and is a predicted model, not a curated record. Gene Ontology annotation, biological process: phosphorylation; sphingosine biosynthetic process.
ACGGAUAUACUACCCCACUAGCUGGAAGGCGCCAUUUUUAUAGUAGUAGCCCACACACACACACCUCAUCACUUCACCACGUCGCCUUCGUCUUCCUCCUCCCCAACACAAACAAACACAAAAAAACCUUCGCCGACUCUCGCUCAACUCACCUCACCACCGGAGGCAGCUUAGCUUCCUUCCUUCCUCCUCCAUCCAUGGCGGAGGAGCAGUCCAAGGCCCAGGCGGGGGCGAAGGCCCUGUCGGAGCCGGUGCGGGUCGGGGGGUCCGCGGCGGAGGCCACGCUCUCCGGCGGGGAGCUGGCGUGGCGCCCCACGGGAGGCGGCGGGGGAGGAGGGGAGGCGGGGAGGCUGGAGCUGGAGUCCGAGGUGCUCGGGGUCCGGGUGGACGGGAGGGCGCUCAGGGUCGCGACCUUCGCGAGGGGCGACGACGCGGCGGCGGCGGCGGCGCGGCCGGCGACGUGCGGGGGCGGGGAGAGGAGGAGGGAGAGGGAGAGGGAGAGGGAGGUGGUGGUGGAGAUGGAGAGCGAGGAGGCCGCCGCGGCGUGGGGGGACGCCAUGAGAGAUCGCCUCGCCUCGCUUGGUCGGCCAAAGAGAUUGUUCAUCAUAGUUAACCCUUAUGGUGGAAAGAGAGGUGGGCGGAAGAUUUUCCAGACUGAGGUCCUACCUCUCAUUGAAGCUGCUGGCAUCCUUUACACCAUGCAAGAAACCAAGCAUCGGCUUCACGCUCAAGAAAUUGCUCAUUCACUGGAUCUUAGGAAAUAUGAUGGAAUUGUUUGCGUCAGUGGAGAUGGUGUACUUGUAGAGGUGGUUAAUGGUCUGCUGCAAAGAGAGGACUGGAACACAGCAAUAAAAAUACCAUUAGGCAUCAUCCCGGCAGGUACCGGAAAUGGAAUGGUGCAAUCACUUGUGCAUUUUGCUGGUGAAUCCUUCUCCGUUUAUAACGCUGUGCUUGCAAUUAUCAGAGGUCACAAGCGUCCCCUUGAUGUUACCUCUGUUGUGCAGGGAAAGACAAGGUUUUUUAGUGUCUUGAUGCUUACUUGGGGUCUGGUAGCUGAUAUCGAUAUUGAGUCAGAGAAGUACAGGUGGAUGGGCAGUGCUCGUCUUGACUUCUAUUCCCUUCUCCGUGUGGUGAGCUUGCGGCGGUACAAUGGGCGUGUUCUUUUUGUUCCAGCCCCAGGAUACGAAGGACUUGGUGAUCUUGUAGAGCAAAUUAGCAGUUGCAAAUCAAAUGGGGCUAGCACUGGUGUACAAGAGGACAGAUCAAAUGAUUUUAAUGACGAAACAUGUGCUUACGCAGGCCCUUCAAUUGAUGAAACUGAUCAUGAGUGGAGAUCACUGGAUGGCCCAUUUGUUUCGGUUUGGGUCAGUGGUGUUCCUUUUGCUAGUGAAAAUGUCAUGACAGCACCAGAAGCAAAGUUUGGAGAUGGCUACUUGGAUGUAGCCAUAAUCAAGGACUGCCCUAGGUCGGCUCUUGCUGGGCUGAUGUUUCAGAUGAAGGAUGGCAGCUAUGUCAAAUCCCCCUAUGUGGAGUACUUCAAGGUGAAGGCUCUCAGGAUUGAGCCGGGAAUGCGGGUGGGCAGCACCACCAAGGGCGGCAUCAUCGACUCCGAUGGCGAGGUGAUCGCGAGAGGGGAUGGAUCACACACUGGCGACGAGAUAGAGCACCUGAUGGCCUAUGGCCCUCCCAUCCAACUGACGGUGGAUCAGGGCUUGGCCACCAUUUUCUCCCCUAGAUGAUGAUGAUCCUUGAUCCUGCCCUGAAUUCUUCGCUUCUUUCACAGCAUAUGCUACAUACUUACAUUACACCUGUAAUUACUCACACACCACAAAUACAAGGAGAGCCACCCAAAAGCGCAAUGUCCGGCGAGAUCUUCCUCUCUCUCUUUUUGGCACUGAUCAGUGAUAGCUGCUUUACUCAAAAGUGUGACAGAGAUUUGUAUACCACAAGAUUCCUGAUCAAUGCUGCUACUAUGCUUACAAGCCUACAGCUGCUACUAUACUUAUCAAUACAACUGAAACUGCAGUUUGCAAAGACAAGUAGAGGCCAACCUGCGAACCACCAAUAUCCUACUACAGGUGUGUUUACGGGCUGGGCUGUUCUGCUUGCAUCUCAUUUCAGAGGCUCCAACCUUCCUACGUGAAA